Molecule: messenger RNA, 1329 nt
Organism: Dermacentor silvarum
Lineage: Eukaryota; Metazoa; Arthropoda; Arachnida; Ixodida; Ixodidae
Product: BEN domain-containing protein 5
Exons: 8
Coding region: 562-1224 (220 amino acids)
Biological process (GO): negative regulation of DNA-templated transcription
Molecular function (GO): DNA binding
Source: RefSeq, a predicted model, not a curated record
UUGGUGUCAUGCGCAUCGUUAUGGACACCCUGGCGUUGUUUUGUUGGCGGCGUGGAGGUGCUGCUAUAAAUGCAGAUGCGCUUGCAAAUUGCAAUGCACUUUUAUUCGCAAUUUGGAAAUGUUCGCGUACGCAUACGUGAGGUAUCUGGAGGACAAGAGAUGCGCCCUUGUCGAAGUCGGCGAUUUUCGCGACUUCGAAAAAUGGGGGGAGGACAUGGACGAAAAACACCUGAAGGCGACUGUGCACUGGGUGAAGUGGGUGUUUAAAGACGGCACUUCAGAAUAUUUUCCAGCCGAGAUUCUUCACCUAGGAGCAUCUGAAGCAGAAGUCCAAAAAAAGGUGAAGAGGGGACGCCUGAGAUUCAGGCGUGUAAUGCUUGAAGAUGAAGAAGAAUGGGACUGUGAAGAGGAGCCACCACAAGAAAAAAAGCGCAAGAAACACAAAGAAGCCCCAAAAGAGGGCUUGCUGAAGCUUCUGGAAAAAAAGAAGCGGGCAAUGGAUGCUGGCAGCAGUCGCCAUGACUGUGACGGAAAUGCUUGGCCGCAGAACAGCUUCAGCAAAUGAAGGAACUGGCGGACAGGCAGAAAGACGAAAUUAGAAAAUUAAGGAAAUUGAACGAAGCCCUUCAACAGAAAGUCAUAACGCAAAUGGAAGAGUUCAUUCAAAAUGCAAAAGCCGCAGUGCCUGUUGAACAGCCUGCUGAAAUGGUGCCACCGACGACGCCACCACCGGUGCAGGGAUGCGCCGAUUUGAAUGGCAAGAUUCCCCUGCCGCAGAUGCAAGAUGCCGCUGCUGCAUCUGCCCUUUGGAGCCCUGCUGCUAUGCCCCAAAAAACAUCUGAAGUCCCUGGCCCUGAACACAUGGUGGAUAUAGGCCAGGGAUUGCGGAUACCUAUGGGUGCGUGGAAACGAAUACAGCUGCAGCCGAAGGACAGCCUCUUCGUCAAGGAGCUGGUAGUGGCGAUCUGGGACCCGGCAGACUUGAAGGGUCGUUCCCUCCAAGGCAAGCACUGUCCGAGGUUCCCGGAUCGCCCCCUAAAAGAACCUUUGACACCUUGGAAGGUGGCGGUGAUGCGUGAAUGCUACAAGGAGAGGCUGCUGCGGCUUGGUCUGCCUGCUGACCUACUGCAAAACAGCCUGAAAAGGAUGAAUCAUUUUGUAGUUGAAAAGCUGGCCGAUGUUGAGAAACAGGCCAAGAGGACUGAAAAGACGAUGCAGCAAUAAGCAUCCAGCAGAGAAUGCCAUUGUACAGCACCUUGUAAAAAUACAGCAGAGAACGCCUUCGACCAUUGUACAGCACCUUGUCAAAAUACACUUACUUUAACCUUG